Pieris brassicae (large cabbage white) is the source of this 3395-nucleotide messenger RNA. Its product is annotated as elongation of very long chain fatty acids protein AAEL008004-like. NCBI's taxonomy places the organism in Eukaryota, Metazoa, Arthropoda, Insecta, Lepidoptera, Pieridae. Gene Ontology annotation, cellular component: endoplasmic reticulum membrane. Gene Ontology annotation, molecular function: fatty acid elongase activity. The transcript is spliced from 7 exons. The record is from RefSeq and is a predicted model, not a curated record. Bases 100 to 951 code for a protein of 283 amino acids. Gene Ontology annotation, biological process: very long-chain fatty acid biosynthetic process; fatty acid elongation, polyunsaturated fatty acid; fatty acid elongation, monounsaturated fatty acid.
GUCCGCGCGCGUAGAAUCAACUCCAAGGUACAUACGUACAAGACACGUCGUGAUUUAGUUUAUUUGAAAGUCUGUGAUUGUGCCAUUUCGGAUUUCAGAAUGAACGGUGCUAAUUUGGGAUACAACAUGUCGAUCGUGGAUUCGUACAAUCGGUUUAUGGAGAGGAAUAGUGAUCCUCGAACGGAAAAUUGGUGGAUGAUGUCAGGCCCUGGACCAUUGAUUACGUUACUGGCAUCGUACCUAUACUUCUGCACAUCUAUGGGGCCCCGGUACAUGCGGGAUCGGAAACCUUAUUCCUUGAAGAACACCAUCGUACUGUAUAAUGUGUCACAGAUUCUGAUGAGCAUAUACUUAGUAUAUGAAGGUCUAGUAGCUGGUUGGUGGAAUGAUUAUAACUUUUCCUGCCAGCCUGUGGACUACUCGGAUAACCCGAAAGCUAACAGGAUGGCAGCAGCUGUAUGGUGGUACUUCUUUGCGAAAGUUGUGGAGCUCUUGGACACGGUGUUCUUUGUUCUGAGGAAAAAAAACAGACAAAUAUCGUUCCUCCAUCUUUACCAUCACACCAUGAUGCCUAUCUGCGCUUGGAUUGGUGUGAAAUUCUUGCCAGGUGGUCACGGAACUCUACUUGGAGUGAUCAACUCAUUCAUUCACGUCAUCAUGUACACAUAUUACCUGAUCUCUGGACUUGGCCCGCAAUACCAGAAGUUACUUUGGUGGAAGAGUCACGUUACUACGCUUCAAUUGAUCCAAUUCUGCAUCAUAUUCUACCAUAACUUUACUGUUAUGUUCUGUGACUGCAACUACCCGAAGUUUAUCAACUUUCUACUGUCCCUCAACUCUGGAGCAUUCUUAUACAUGUUCGGUAACUUUUAUUACAAAAAUUACAUUGUUGAUAAGAGGCAACCAGCUGUAUCCAGCAGCACGGUGUACAAAGAAGGAAAGGAAUGUUAGUCUUAAAAUACUCAAUUAGUAUAAGAACUCGUUUUAUUGUGAUCCAGCUUUAAGUAAUGCUUCGUUGUAAAACCUUUUAAAUGAGAUAAAAAAUUAUGAGUUGUUGGCGCUGACGUUUAGACGUUUCGCCCUGUUGUUCGAAUUUUGAAAAUGGAAUCAUUGCACAGUGUUUGAAUUCGUGAACAAUACAAUAGUUAUUAAUCCAUUAAAAUCAAUAAUAGUAUUUGAACAAUAUAUUUAUAGUCAAAGUUUUAUAACGAAGCAUAAAUGUUUUUUUUAUAAGGAUAGCUUAAAGGUGUGUAGAUAUUAUAAUUAUAUACCCUUUUACGGGCUAAGAUUGAAUUCUAAAUAGUAUAUGUAAGUGCCUUUGUAUUCUUGAUGUUUAUUUGGUGGAUUAACUUAAUUAUCGUGGAUUAGGUUUGGGUUUCAUAGACAUAUUUUGUGGAGUGAAUUUAUAUAAUUUUUUUUUGGACAAAACAGUUCUCUGCUUUUUAUGAUUUUACAUAGAUAGUAUGAGUCUGUACGUCCAUAACUCGAACACUCUGGUUCAAUGAACUUUGGAGUGUAAUAUAUUCGUUUAAUUUUCUUUCCAAAUAAUAAAUUAUUUGAAGUAAAGUGCUAAAUACAUGUCAUGUAAUUUUUUAUAUUAAUAUAAAUGCGUAGAAAUGUUAUGAGCGAGAGCUUGGACUUAAAACAGUUAAUAAAUUCGUUUACAGGUAAAUAGAUCAGGGCCCGUACUUUGUAACUUCCAAAAGCGAUUCCAACCAACGAUCCAAUUUUUGUAUGGUACAUAGAGAGAACUAAUAAUAAUAAUUCAUUUACAAAAAUAUAUAACAAAAAUGUUAUGGUGGUAUAAACUAAAGUUCACACAUUCAGCUACACAUACUCGUAAUGGCGUGCAAAUUAGUCUUAAAAGGUAGAGUUUUACAUAAACGUUAUAAUUACAUUAUGAGUUAUAUCAUCAUAUUCAGUCAAUUCUUAUAUAAACUAAAACAUCGAAUUUGAAUACUAAACAACACAAUUAGAGGUUACAGAGUAACGCUGAUCCGAGACCAUCUCAGUCACAAAAUUGCACAUUUUGAACUAUAUAUAUCAUAAUGAAUGACUCUCAGUACUUUGAUAGCUGCGAAAUUUGGUCUGAAGUGAGGCCCUAAGAAAAAGUGUUUCUGUUUUGAAAACUACUUGGCGCUAAGGCUGAACAGGCACAAAUAUAAUUUAAUUCCUGAAAAUUAAAGUUUCGACAAGUAAAUUUUUCAAUGAGCUCCAAUGCAAACAAAUCAUUUUGUACUGUUAAAAAUUCACCGAAAAUGGACCAGUCUUUGUCACUCAUAAAGCUUAUGCAUUAAACCUGCCAUAUAUUUUUUUAAAUCUUAUACGAGACAUUAGUUUUUACAGUAAAUGAACUUGGGUAUAUGUAAUGCUUAAUAAUUAUGACAUUCACAGUAUUUACCACACGUAUAGAAAAAAUAAUGUUCAUUAAUUAAAUGGUAUUAAUGCUAAAUUAAUGAUAUGAAAUACUGAAGACACUGCCUGCUGACUGGCAACACUCUCAGGUCGUUACUCCGAUGAUUUAGGUAAUGGGCAGGCUUAUAAAAACAAGAAGACAAAUUGUAUAUUCGGUUCAUACAUUACAUAUACAUUGUUAAACUUUAUACAAGUUUAGAUUUUGUGUGUAUGCUGACUAGUUUUAUUUAGUAUGCUUAAUGCAUACUAAAUAUCUAUAUAAAUACGAAUUUGGCUUAUAAUGAUCUUAAAAUGUAUGAAAGUUUAGUAAAGAUAUAAACUGUGGGAAACAUAAAUAAUAAGUAAAGAAAAAUACUAAAAACGACAAUUUUUAAUAAAACCUUUUCGUAACAGGAAAAUAUUGGAUAUCUUUUGAAAAUAUAACUAAUGGUUACUUGGUUGUCAUAGCAACCAUUCCAAGUAACCACCUUCAGAAAUUUGUGUUUCAUAGCUGUAGCAUGAGGUACGGCAGUUUGUUCUAUUGAAAUAUUUUACUAAGUUUGACACAAAUAUAUGUAGAUGAUACGAGGUUCGCCAUGUCAUCUCGUAACGCAUUUUUUCUAUUAACACAUACAAUUAUUUAAAUACAAUGUAUUCACGAUCCACGUUUUACGAGGGCGUUUCUUUGAAGAUUUGUUUGUCUAAAGAAAUUGCUCUCAGUAAGUGACGAAAUGUUGCAUUUUUUAUUUGUGUUGUGAUGUAAUUAUUGAAUGCGAUUGUUAAAAUGUUAUUUUAUGGCAUUUAUAAUUAAUUUUAAUUUGGGCACUGUAUUUUUAAGUGAAGGCGAAAUAGUCAGUACAUUUAUAAAUAUACAUAAGUAAAAAUAUACUUUUAGCGAAUGUAAACGGGAAUCAGUUUUUAAUGAAAAUUAAGAAACUGUUUUAACCUGCAAAAGUCUAUUUUUAAUAUGUGAUGUGAUAAAUACAAUAUUAAAUACAUGA